AUGUCAAGUGGAUAUCAUCCUGUGCAGCUAGGAGAUCUGUUUAAUAACAGAUAUAGUGUUAUAAGAAAGCUUGGAUGGGGACACUUCUCUACAGUGUGGCUUGCUUGGGACACAAGAGAUGAAAAGUUUGUCGCACUCAAAAUUGUAAAAAGUCAGUCACACUACACAGAAACRGCUAUAGAUGAGAUGAAACUAUUGAGAACUGUACAUACUGCUGACCCAAAACAUCACGGGCACCAGCAUGUAGUGCAAUUAACAGAUGAUUUUAAAAUAGUUGGUAUAAAUGGCUCACAUAUAUGUAUGGUUUUUGAGGUUUUAGGUCAUAAUUUGUUGAAACUGAUUAUAAAGUCUAACUAUCGGGGUAUUUCUUUAAGACUAGUUAAAAGCAUUAUAUGCCAGACACUUAAAGGUUUAGACUACUUACAUACAAAAUGCAAAAUAAUUCACACUGAUAUCAAACCAGAGAAUAUACUUCUUUGUAUAAGCGAAAGACARAUACAGCAACUAGCAGCUGAAGCAGUACUGGCCAAAGAAACAGGGAUUUAUUCUCCUGCUCUUAUAAGUACAGCACCGGCUUCUGUAAUGCAGCAAUCCUGUGAAACGAAAAUCUCGAAAAACAAAAAGAAAAAGAUGAAAAAGAAACURAAAAAGCAAAUAGAAAAACAAAAGCUACAACAAGAUGAAAUAGAGCAGUGCAUGCUACAAGAAGCUGAUGACUGCAACGACGAAGCAUGCGAAACUAUCUCAACAUCACAAGAAACACCUCAAAAUCACUCAGAAACCACAAACAACAGUUCUYUAAUGGUACCCACUGAAGAAACAGAAAUGUCGUCUGAUACAGAAAUACCAACAACUGGAACAAAUAGUGAAUCUAAAAAAGAUAGCACCGAGGAACUAAGCACUAAAUUAAUGAUGGAACAGUGCAUUGUCUCUGAUGAAGAAAAGCCUCCACWAAACACGUCAAAUACAGAAACUGAAAAAUCAGUCGAAAACGGCGAAAGUGAUAAAAUGGAAGAAGAGCCGCCAUUAGACGAGAAAGCAGGUGCAGUUACUUCACUUGAMAAAGAAGACGAAGUUCGAGGUGAAGAAGAAGCCGAACUCGACGAGARCGAUAUACGAGUGAAGAUCGCUGACCUUGGAAAUGCUUGCUGGACGCAUCAUCAUUUUACAGAAGAGAUUCAAACGCGGCAAUAUCGAUGUCUCGAAGUAUUAAUAGGUGCAAAGUAUGGCCCUCCUUCAGAUAUCUGGAGCACAGCUUGUAUGGCGUUUGAGUUGGCCACGGGAGAUUUUCUUUUUGAGCCACACUCCGGAGAAGACUACUCAAGGGACGAAGAUCAUCUCGCUCAURUAAUCGAACUUGUUGGAAGAAUACCGCGACAUAUCGCUUUAUCAGGAAAAUAUUCCAAAGAUUUCUUUAACAAAAAAGGUGAAUUAAAGCAUAUAACAAAGUUACGACCCUGGGGUCUAUUCGAGGUCUUGACAGAAAAAUACGAAUGGUCCAAACAAGAAGCUACCGAGUUUGCAUCGUUCUUGAUGCCAAUGUUGGACUACAACACAGAAAACAGAGCUACUGCAAAGCAGUGUAUAGAGCAUCCCUGGUUGCAAGAAGUUCAAUAGGCUUUUAAAAUCUACAUUGUGUCCAUUUAGUCCGCCAUUUUGGAUUUUCGUACACAAUUCUUCAUCACCCGAAAAUAGUGUCACAGAUAUUGCGUGACGUCUCUUGUCGUCCGGUGGUUACUAGGCAAUGUACAGCGCCGCCAUUUUGUACAGCAAAGCAUGAUGGUAGCUGUUGUCCUCGCACUUUUUUAGCGGCUAAGAAAUAUCUCUUAAAGACGUUUUAUUUUUAUUAUUUCUUUAUAGAAAUAGAACAAAUACUUCCCUUUUUAAAAGAAAAAGGAAAAAUGCCUAAGGAGAACUGAUUUGGCGAAUAUAAAAAUAUUGCAAGUACUGAAAAAAAUGGCGUCGCUGUACAUUGUCUAUUUUAUUGUCGUCAUGUAACGCGAUUUGUUGAAGUGGACAUUUCGUGAGAGGAUAAAGAACUGUUGUCACACAACGGUAGAGAAUCAAAUACUGUUGUCACACAACGGUAGAGAAUGAAGUGCUGUUGUCACACAACGGUUAUAUUUUUGAGAAACGAGCAUUUGGUGAAAGGUUAUUUGGCCGCAUUCAGUCCAUUUGGAAUACUGGAAAUCUUUGCGUGACUAUUUUCGAUUGAGCAUCUGUUUGGAGCACAUGUCACGCAAUAUCGUUGUAUAGAACUAUUUAUAGCAUGAUCUGGUAACGCACAGUAAAGUAAUGCAACUCAA
This is a messenger RNA of Exaiptasia diaphana, 2306 nucleotides long. Its product is annotated as SRSF protein kinase 1. Gene Ontology annotation, molecular function: ATP binding; protein kinase activity. The record is from RefSeq and is a predicted model, not a curated record. Lineage: Eukaryota; Metazoa; Cnidaria; Anthozoa; Actiniaria; Aiptasiidae. The transcript has 15 exons. The coding region runs from base 1 to 1617 and encodes 538 amino acids. Gene Ontology annotation, biological process: spliceosomal complex assembly; protein phosphorylation; regulation of mRNA processing.